Molecule: messenger RNA, 1071 nt
Organism: Symbiodinium natans
Lineage: Eukaryota; Dinophyceae; Suessiales; Symbiodiniaceae
Source: the annotation of a GenBank genome assembly
AUGGCCAUUCGGAUAGCACAGGGUUGGGGAGUGGCCCCUGAAUUUGUGGCCCGGGUGAAGGCAUGUGCUGAUGCUCCACGGCCCUUCAUGCUGCAAGACGAACCCCGCGCAUGUCCUGACAAGGCGUGCAUCUACUACGACAUGGAAAUCGACCGCAAUUGCUGGCACAGCCUUGCUGGGGCCGAUCUGAAGCAGCAGAUGUACUUGGGCAAGGACGUCCGACAAAAAUGUCCGAAAGUGUCGAGCUUCACAGCCGACACGCUGGAAAAGAACAUCGAGAACGAGUUAAAAGAGAGCAUCCGGAUGAUCCGAAUGCGCAUCGGCUUCGAGAGCGCUUACGAGGACAGCGAAGUUCGAGACGAAGCGCUCCGAACAUAUCUGUUGCAUUUAGAGAAGGAGUGCGUGCUGGACGCGGACUGGGCCUACGACGAUGCGGACCAGGCGAUGAAGCCCUGGGGCGCGCCCUCGCCCUUCAACGCCUCCGAGUACAAGACGUCUUGCCGCGAAGCUUGGGGUAAACACUGGCAAGAGAAGAAGGAUCUGAAAGGCGCACGUCGCUACUUGGCCGUCAAAGAGAACCACGUCCUCAGCGGGGUGCCCCUGCACUUCUCCAGCUCCGACCUAAAGGAGAUUCGAAAAUGCAUCAUGGGAUGCAAGCCGAUACAGGAGUACUUCCGGUACCCCUCAGAUGAUAUUUUCUUCUUCGCCGUCGCGAAGGUCUUCCCGCUUCCGGACAGCGUGUGCUCCGUUUGGGUGUUCAUGGGCGCUGAGGUGAAGAUGUCUCGGGAUCGCAUCAUGCAGCUUUGCAAGGAGCAGAAGGAAGCGGAAGCGGCGAUGUUUGAGGAGGAGGAAGGCUUGAACGAGGAGGAGGACGAAGACUUGGAGGACCUCGAGGCGCCACCAGAGGUGAAGGAGGAGAAGCCGCCGCCUCCGCCGGAGGUCACGGACGACGGCCAGGACCUGUAUGCCACCUCUGCCUCCGACAAGAAGCUCGAGAAGCUCCAACAGGGGGAAGACGACUCCAAGGCGGAGAAGAAGAAAAAGAAAAAGAAGCCAAAAGAAUCGGAGUAG